Molecule: messenger RNA, 4674 nt
Organism: Acytostelium subglobosum LB1
Lineage: Eukaryota; Evosea; Eumycetozoa; Acytosteliales; Acytosteliaceae
Exons: 6
Coding region: 1-4674 (1557 amino acids)
Biological process (GO): ubiquitin-dependent protein catabolic process via the N-end rule pathway; protein ubiquitination
Cellular component (GO): ubiquitin ligase complex; cytoplasm
Molecular function (GO): zinc ion binding; ubiquitin protein ligase activity
Source: RefSeq, a predicted model, not a curated record
AUGGGAAACAAUCCAUCAGUCGCAAGUAAGGAUGCUGGCGAUGACGGAUUGAAAGACUCACAUGGUUUGGUGGAUACAGUGAAGGAGCCACCUUCAUUCAAGUUGGUGUUGGAUGAACUCAAGGACAAGACAGUGACCAAUGAGCUACUCGAGUCUCUAUUCAAAAAGUGUUGCUUUAUGGAGGUCGAGAGCUUCUUUGACAAGUAUCCCUCAGAGGACACUCUCAAGUGUCAAUAUGAGACCAGAACAAAGAGUGCUUGGUUCUUCUCUUGCGAGACUUGCACAAUCAAUGAGAAUAGUUGUAUAUGCCCAACAUGCUUCUUCAAUGGACCUCACAUUGACUUGAACCAUCAAUUCACAAUAUAUGAGAGUAACUCUGCUGUUUGUGAUUGUGGCAAUGCAGAGUCGAUCAGACCUUCGGGAUUCUGUUUGGAUCAUAGGAAUGUGGACGAAGCCAACCAGAUCAGACAGUGCAAGAUGGUGCAGCCUGCCGUCCUCAAGGACCUGCAUCUCUUCUUCCGCCACAUCUUUGCCUAUCUGCAGCGUGUGACGACAAUGCCCUCGGACUUUGAGGCCAACAAGACAAACAUUGAGGUGAUCAUCGAGUGGCUGUCGUUCCUGGCGUCGCGCUCCUCCAUCCUGAUUCACAUCAUCUCGGAGGAGGUGUCGUCGCGCACCCUCGAGCCCAACAGCUUCAGCCUGAACAACGCCGUGCCUCUGCCUUUCUCCACCAACGAGAAUCACUCAAUCGAGUCGCACCACUUCCUCUUCUACCUCUUCCGUCGUCUCCACCUGCUCAACUACUUCCUCGACCUGCUCACCCUCUUGAUCGACAAUCACAAGCUGUUCAAGAUCAUCUUCUUUGAGGAGUACCUCAAGAACUACAUCGACAUCUUCACGCCCCGUGAUCCCAACUCCACCGAGAUCAUGUUGCUCAUCGGUUCCUUCUACAUCGAGACCAACUCCAUCCUCGUCCCAUUCUCCACUGGCUUCUCCUCCAGUAACUACAUGGAGUUACUUCUUCAAACACAUAAAUCAUACAUGCCAAUCUUGGAGCCAUUCUACAAGACUGACAAAGUGAUCGAUAGGGAGGUGAUGUUGCAGAGUGAUUUCAAGACAUUCCCCAAGCUCAUAUUGAAUAAGAAGGUGGCACAGUACUUUAUGAACGAUGACAAGAUCAUUCGUUUGUUCUUUGAGUUUGCCACUGGCCUACACAACUUCUUCUCGCCACAGUUUGUCGAUCCAACCAUCACGACCACCUGUUUCCUCGUGCUGUUGGAGCAGAAGCUGAUGCUGACCACCAAGAACCUUCUCUCCACCCUUGACAACGACCCCAAGGUCUCGCAACGUCUAAUCACCGACGCCAUCACCUUUAUCAACAACCUCUACUACCCUCCACUCUAUCCAAGAAAUGAAUUGUUGUUGCCACAUCAAGACUUCUUCCAAAAGUUCAAGUAUAGCGAGAUCCCAGUUCACUUCCCCUUGUACAGAAUGCUGGCCACAGCUGUGCUCCAGUACAACUAUGGCUAUGCUACUGAGUUGAAGGACUUGAAGAUUGAGAGCGUUGUCAACAUGGUCAACUCAAUCCUGUUGUUCAGAGUGUGCUACAUAUCAUAUGACCCAUCGUACGAUCCCAAGGAGAGUCAGAGCAAGUUGCAAAAGUCCACAGACUUCUUCACCGACAUCACCAUGAUGACCGAUCUCUUUGCACUCCAAAUGGGCAUGAUGGCACUUGGUCCCAAGCACUACCUCCACACCUUCUUCAACGUCAUCACCUCUGUGGACAUUUAUAACUCCACAUCAGCGUUGAAUGAUUUGUUCGCAUUGUUGACAUCGACAUUCCAGUUGAGAGCGACUGUCAACCCAACGGACGAUGAGAUUAGACAUCACAUGAUCCAGAUCGUGGCUGCCGGCUACUUUGCAUUGGAGUCGUAUAAGAACUAUGAGUUCAUCUUUAAGGAUGUGUCAGAGGAGAGGAUGGAAGCCAUCCUCAACCAGAUCUCUGUCAAGAAGGACAAGGCACGCGAGCUCAAGGAUGAGUACUGGAAGGACGUCGAUCUCUACUAUCCCUUCUUCUCGCUCAAGUUCAAGUCGUUCUUGAAGAGCAAGACUGUGGUCAACUACUCGGACUACCAGAAGCGUUUGGGCCUACCCGACGAGUUCCCCGCCGCGCCCAAGCUCACGGUGAUGCGCCCCGAGUUUGCCAAGCUGCACGACAUCUUUGACGAGCCGACCCUGUUCGAGCUGAUAUUUACCGUGUUCCUGGACUUCUUGGAGCACGAGUACAUUGGCUACGACGACGCCUUUGAGCUGCAGCCCGUCAUCCGUCUGCUCCUCAAGAAGGCCGAUAUUGUCGUCAACGACUUCCUCUACAUGAUGUCGCUGGGCAUCAAGUCGUUCAUCGAGCGCAAGGACUCGAUGGAUGCUGCCACCAUCGACUACAUCCACGAGUCGAUCAAGACCUACUUUGAGGCCGAAGACAAGAGCAAGGUCAAGUUUGACCGCACCUUCUCCAUUCUGAACCUGCUGCGCACGUUCAACGUGGAGGUCUCUGCCAACGACAAGAAGCCAUACUCGCUGCUGGACCUGCUGGGCAACGUCUGGAUUACGACCAAGCAGUCGCUCAACCUCGAGAAGAAGACACAUCUGCGCGCGGUCUUCUCCUUCCUGCAGGAGUUUGACCCGCACUUCAAGACCUACUUUGAUGGCAGAUUUAUUGACUUUAACCAAGGCCAGUCGGCCGAGGAGCUCAGCAAGAAGAAGUCCAUCUCGGAGCGUGCCAAGAAGAUCUCGGAGAGGAUGAAGCAGCAGCAGCAGUCCUUCCUCUCAGAGUUGGUCAACUCGGAGAAGGAUGGCUCAGACGACAACAACAACAACGGUAGCAACCUUGCCACAAGCCCAUUGUCCUCAACCCCACCCAGCUCAAGCGCUGGUGCAGAGCUGCUUGACGACAAGACUUCGACGCCACUCACAGACUCACCACUCCUGCCGCCACCCAACCCCAACCUCGGCAAGAUCAAGGAGAUCGUCGAGGAGGACGAGCACGACCACGCUCACGCCGACGCCGACCAAGAGCACAAGGACGACAACUGUAUUGUUUGUCAGACUGGCAAGGCCCAGGAGAUCUUAUACUCUAUCGGAUACAUUGACAUCACCUCCACCGUCCAGCUGCACAACAAGCUCGAAGUUGAGCGCUACCUCAACGACGAGUCGUUGCCCGAUGACUAUGUCAAGUUCCUCGAUGAGUACUACUUCAACGAGAUCAUCCCUGGCUCUCUCCCAUACUUCCCACGCAAGGACGACGACCCAACGCUGUUUGCAUGCUUCCUCUUUUACCGCUCGGGAUCCACCUACGUCACAUCGUGCGCGCACAACAUCCAUCAGACCUGUCUGCGCAAGCUGUUCCCCAACUUUGAGGAAGGCUUUGCAUGCCCUCUGUGCUCGCUGCCAUCAAACAUCAUCAUCCCACAGACAGUGGACAACACGAUCGAGUCGCUCGAGGCCAGAAAGCUGUUCUUCACCAGCUUGUGUCGCUUCGACUUCUUCCUGUUCAACAAGGAGAACAUCACAGUGAUCGAGCGCUACCUAUGGAAGUUUGUACUGCAGAACAUCGAGACACUGGAGCUCAAGUCGCGUAAGACCUCAAUGUACAGCAACGAGCCCUACUUCCUGAUGAAGCAGGUCGAGUUCAACAAGGAGCUGGUCACUCUCAAGAAGCUGUUCCAUGUGAUCAUGGCGUGCAACGUGCCGCCCACUCAAGAGAACCGUCUGCCACUGGAGAACAACUAUGUGUUCCUGAUGGACCCAUUCAUCGCGUCCACCUACCAGGUGUUCCUCUCCAACUGCGAGCCAUUCAACUGCAUUGCCAACGGCUACAUCUACUACAUAUUCUCCAUGAUGCUAGUGCACUUUAUGCGCACACAUCCCAAAGAGACUCUCAACAAGAAGAGUCUGAAGGAGAUGUUUGGCGAGCUCAAGACCAUUACACUGUCGCCCGAGCAGAUCGAGGAGUUCAACGACCAGAUCCACCCAUACCUGAGGAAGAUGUACUUGUUCCGCGAGUUCUACAUCCCUGACAGCACCAGCCAGAUCUCUCUGGAGGACUUCUCCGACUUUACCAAGAUCCGCGACUACCUUGGUGUCAACGCCAUCGACAAGUUCUUGGCCACCAUGGACUUCUCUCAAUUGAUCGAUCACUACGUCACCCUGCAGACCACGCCCAAGGGCUCCAAGUUUGUUGGUAUCUUCCCGCCACCCUCCUCAUUCAAGACUCUUCCCAAGUUCAUUUCGCUCCAAGAGAGGUACAUUGACUUCCUCCGCGACUCACUCGAGAAUGGACACUGCGACAACUGCAAGAGUCUCAAGAAGACCGUCUGUAUGUUCUGUGGACUUGGUUUCUGUUCCACCGAUAACUGCAAGGGCAGUGCAUAUAUUCAUUCAUACCGUUGUCCAAACACUCCACUUGGAAUCUUUAUGUGUAUUGAUACUCCAUUGGUCAAGGUGCUCAAGGAGGAGCAUGGCAAGACUACCAACUUUUUCCCAUUCAGCAUCUAUCUCACUCCGGAUGGAGUCAAGAGCAUGACGCCAGACACGUCACUGACACUGUCACAACGUAAGCUCAUGCAUCUUUACAAACACUUUAUGAACUCCAACAACUCUAGGAAGUUCAAGUGA